Coregonus clupeaformis (lake whitefish) is the source of this 2412-nucleotide messenger RNA. RefSeq names its product cell surface glycoprotein MUC18. The transcript has 17 exons. Bases 109 to 2022 code for a protein of 637 amino acids. The record is from RefSeq and is a predicted model, not a curated record. Lineage: Eukaryota; Metazoa; Chordata; Actinopteri; Salmoniformes; Salmonidae.
UGCCCCACAUCUCUUGCCUCUCUAGCACGCUGCGUCUGUCUUGCAGUUUGCCAGGAUCGGCCAGCCGUCACACUCACUCUCAGGACGACACUGGGCAGAAGCAACAACAUGGCUUUACGAAUGAACGCUUCCAUGUUCGUGGGACUUUUCCUGCUUUCUCUGGCCUGGAAAGCAGCCUGGGCCAAGGUCAAGGUGAACAUGGAGGACAGAGUGGAGGUGUUCCUGGGGGACACGGCCCAGAUCACCUGCAUGUUCACAGUCUCAGACAGCCCCGACGACGUCAUAAUCCAGUGGUACAUGAUCACGAAGACCAACGUCCGCUUGAGGAUCUACUACGGAGACAGCACCAUGCAGGUAGUCGACCAGGGCGGGCAGUUCACAGACAAGAUCAGUGUGAAUGGGAAUGGGAAGAGCAGCGAGGUGGUGCUGACUAUCAGGGACGUGACGCUGGAGGAUGAGCUAGAGUUCAUCUGCCAGGUCAACGGGCUGUCAGCGGGAAACGAGGAGGGACAUACCAUGCUCAAGGUGUUCGAAUCACCUGCUCAUCCAAUCAUUGAGGGGGUGCACUCUGGGAUCUCUGUCAGCAAUAAGAACCCAUCUAAGAUAGGGAGCUGUGAGGCUAAGAAUGGCUACCCCAGGCCCAACAUCACUUGGUACCGUAACCAGAGCCCACUGCAGAACACGCCAGGCAAGGUCAGUGUGGUGACCCUGGUCACUAAGGAGUCCAGUGGUCUGUACACUGUCCAGAGUGACCUUCACCUGAAUGUGGUCAAGGAAGACAAGGAUUCGUUGUUCUACUGCGAAGUCAGCUACCUUGUCCCUGGUGGAACCAAGAUGACUGAGACCAACAAGAUCAACAUCACUGUCCAUUAUCCAACCACUUCUCUUGAUGUGUGGGUGGAGUCACCAAAGGGGCGUGUCAAAGAAGGGGACACAGUUGAGGUUCAUUGCCGUGCCGAUGGGAAUCCUCAACCACCCUUUACAUUCAUGCACAAUAUGGAGGAAAUGAAAUCUGAGCUGAACGUAUUGGUCCUGAAAGACGUGACGCGGCUAAGCAACGGCAACAUCACGUGUACAGCACUGGACCUGGACACAUAUGAAGAAACCCAAGGGAACACAGAGCUCUUCGUCGACUAUCUGGACCUGGCUAUUUUGAUUCCAAAAGACACCCAUGUCAUGGCCCAGGGAGAGGAGCUGAUGGCCACCUGCAACGCCCUGUCCUCCCUGCCCACACACACUGAAUGGUUCAAGAAAGGAGAAAAAGUUGCAGAGGGCCACACACUGAUCCUGAAGGAUGCUGUGUUUGACAUGAUGGGGACGUACGUGUGUGUGGUGAAGGUGCCUUCACUGGAAGGACUGGAGACCAGUGGCUCUUUACAUGUCCUCGUACAGGGACCCCCAGAGAUCAAGGAGUCAGCAGACACAGUCCUGGAGGAGAGCACAGAGAAGUCCCUAAACCUGAGCUGCCACGCUAGAGGAUACCCAACCCCUGUCAUCACCUGGAGCUCCUCUGACGAAUCACAGAUCCUGAAGGAGGUGUCCCACAGACAGACAGAAGACGGGGUUCUCAGUGUGGUGAGAGUCAAGGUGACCUCUGACAUCACAGCCUACUGCAACGCCUCUAAUGACCAUGGCACAGACUCCAUCUCCUUCAGCAUCAAAGCCAUUGUCCAAACGACCUUGUCAGCUCCCAGUACUACAGUAACAACUCCAUUAGCUCCAGUAACAGUGGUAGCACCAGUAACAACAGUAAACCCAGUAACUCCUCCGAAGAGAGUCAAGAAAGAGGGUAGCGGUGUGAUCAUCGCUGUCAUCAUCAUCUGUAUUCUCCUGCUGGCUAUCCUUGGCAGUGUGAUGUACUUCCUGUACAAGAAGGGAAAGAUCCCAUGUGGGCGUUCGGGCAAGCAGGAUCUUACCAAACCGAAUAAGGACAGCAUAGUGGUGGAGAUGAAGAAUGACAACACAGAGGAGGCUGUGCUUUUAGGUGUCAACGGAGACAAGAAGUCCCCUAGUGACCAGUAAAGGGAGAUAAGUACAUGGACGUGCAGAAGUGAGCGUGGCUGUGUGAGGGGGCGACUGCUGCAGCUGCUCCCAGUCCAGUUCACUCUCUCAGGGUGGGAUGGAUCCUUUGAUGCCUUGUAGCCUACAACUCCCAGGACAACUCAUCUGAUGUGCUGUAGUUCUCUAACCUGAUCCCAGAUUCAUAGUUCUUUAGCAUGGCAGUGGCUAACAAACGAGGUGGCUACGUUAUCUUAAGUCAUGUUCAGUCAUGCCAUUUCAUACUUUGUCAUGUUUUGUCAUUUGCAUAACAAAGAACAUGACAGAGAAGCUGGGCUAAGCACAUACAGAUCUGGGAUCAGCAAUUUUCAUGAAUAGGGUUCUUCUAUGCACUCCAGUUAGAGCACAAAAUAA